Panicum hallii is the source of this 828-nucleotide messenger RNA. RefSeq lists its product as uncharacterized. Bases 1 to 828 code for a protein of 275 amino acids. Gene Ontology annotation, molecular function: nucleic acid binding; zinc ion binding. The transcript has a single exon. NCBI's taxonomy places the organism in Eukaryota, Viridiplantae, Streptophyta, Magnoliopsida, Poales, Poaceae. The record is from RefSeq and is a predicted model, not a curated record.
AUGCUCGAGGAGAACAACUACGGCGCGUGGGCGGUGAAGAUGAAGAUCUUCAUGGGCGCCCAAGGUGUGUGGGCUGCCGUGGAGAGCAAGAAUGCGGUGGACGAUAGGCUGGACCAAAUGGCUCUCGCCGCUAUUGUCCAGGCUGUGCCGGAGUCCGUGAUGAUGGCGACGUCCGAGCACAAGACGGCGAAGAAGGUGUGGGCUGCAAUCAAGGAGAUGCAUGUCGGUGAAGAGCGUGUCGUGAAGGCCCGUGUACAAAUGCUCAGGAGGGAGCUCGAUGGUAUGUACAUGAGUGAGUCUGGAAAAUUUAGUGAAUUUGCUUUGAAGGUGUCCGAUGUCGUGAAUGAGAUACGUACUCUCGGCACGAAAGUGGAGGAGAGCACAGUGGUUGAAAAGCUGCUGCGUUCUGUCCCUGAGAAGUUCCAACCCAUUGUGACCACCAUCGAGCAAUGGGGAGAUGUGGAGACGAUGUCUGUGGCGGAGGUGAUUGGGCGUCUGCGGGCAUUCGAGGAGUCUGGAAAGGGUUGGUGCCACCACAAGGAGGAGGAGGAGAAGGGGAAGCUGUUGAUGGUGCGUGACGAGCCGCGUCUCACUCGUGCCGAGUGGGAGGCUAUCGUUGCUGAAGAGAAGCGCAGCGGCCACAACUCCGGCAGUGGCGGCAACAAGAGUGGUGAAAAGAAGUACCACUGCAGGUUUGACAAGUCCAAGAUCGAUUGUCGCAGGUGUGGUGAGUAUGGUCAUUUCACUGAUGAAUGUGAUGGUGUGAAGAAGAUGACCAAGGGUGUGGCGCAACUCGCCGUGGUGGACGACGAGCCAACGUUGCUGUGA